GUGUAUAUGUGCUUUCGCUCGCAACUCGGCACCUUGCUCUGCAAAAUGCUUUAAAAUCUCCGAAUUUCUUGGGUUCUCUUUUAAAAUUAUCCUAGCGGGGAAAGGACGAAAACGACAUUUAUACGAAGUCUGCCAAAAAGUCGAGCAGGUGGUACGACGGCGUCGUCGGGAGUCAAGAAGUCUCACUCAAUUCUGACUGCAGCUCGCAGUGCCGCUUGUCACCUGAGUGUGAUAACAAGACAACAUGUCCAAAAUGUCCCAGGAAAGUUACGCCGCCCUGGAUGAGUCCUCUCUCCGAGCGUUGUUGGAUGGAACCGUGGAUCUGGACGAGAGACGCCUCAUCCGUUCAGCCAUUCGCGAGUUGAGGAGAAGAGAGAUCGAGGACAUGGAGGCUGCACUGGCCAGCAAGAGGUUUCGCCACACACGACUCAAACAGGAGGACAAGGAAAACCAGCACAGGUCAGACUCCAGCGAGUCCUUGGAGGUCUUAUCGCAUAAGCUAAAAGCAAUCAGAGAUGUCGACGAGCUCACCAAGAUGCUACGUGCCGCCGGCGAAUAUGAAGAGAGGAAGCUGAUUAGAGCAGCAAUUCGACAAAUCCGAGAAGAGCAACAGCAAGGGACAGUGGAGAGGGUUAAAGCCUCUGGUCGCGGCCUGGAGACAGAUCGUCUGGAGCCCCAAAUUUUCAAGGGGUCUGUGCGGAGAGAGCAAGAUUGUGAUCAAGACCACAUCAAAUCUCAGAUCCGGGAGUUGCGUGGGCAGCAAACAAACCAAAGCCGAGAGUUACAGAGACUAGGCUCCAACUCAGGCAUGGUACUCGUUCUUGACCACCUGGUGAAAGGGGAUGGCUCUGGACCUCUGCUGAUCCAGCCACAACGAGAAGCAGUGGCCUCAGAGCCUGAUUUGAUCCUGUCCCACCGUCAUAGGUCUGAUUCUGCUGCUUCGGACUGCAGCGUGGCCUCAUUAGUUUCCAGAUCCAACAUGGAUUCUGUGGUUGAAGAAAACAGCCUGAGCUCGACCUACAGGACCCGUUCGGACUCUGGAUCCUCGGAGAGAAGCCAGCGCUCCUCUCAGCACAGCAGACAAGACUCUGGAACAUCAGAGCCUUGUAUUGAAUCUCAGUCUUUCAGCAAUCAGACACUUGGCACAGAUGUCUCUGAUUCUUGUGUCGGGCUCACUUUGGGUUCUGAAAAUUCUAACAGCAAUGAUUUGUCAAGAAACUGCAAUGACUCUCGAACGUCAGAUUGCAGUGUGAUCAUGUCUCUUGACGAGACGUCUCCGGCAGAUGAGGCGGAGGUGGACACAGAUGGCUCACCUUGCUGUUCCAAUUUAGAAACCGAAACUAUUAGCGUCCAAUGUCUGUCCAGCCAGGACCACCAGUUCGACCAGGACCUUGUGGACGGAUCUGUCUUGUCUCGCAGAGCUCUUGAAACCAGCCCGGUCAAUGGUAGUGCAGAGGGAAAGCUGGAUUUCCUGAGACAAAAGAUAGCAGCAUGUGAUUCAACCCUGACUCAUGACAAGGAAGCUGCACCACAAAAGCUAGAUGCUCCUUUGGAACAGUCCAAGCGCACCAACUCAGUACGUGAUCGGAUGCGCAAGUUCAACGAGCCCAGUCAGAACAUAAUUUUCUCAUCUUUGAAGAAGGCUCCCCUGAGUAGCAGUGGCCAGACAAACUUCUCCAGAGCCACGGAACUGUUUACUCCCACAGCGACAUCCCUCAUCUCCUCUGGCACAAGGCCAACAUGGUCGCGCAUAGACUCUGCAGCUCACACCUCUGCCGCAUCCAAGAGUCAGGCCACACCUCAACUAAGAGGCGUGGCUAACAAACCUCUGUCUUCUACCGGCCAAUCCCAGCAGUCCAUGGGUGGUACGAAGCACACGAGUGAAAAGAAUGGGUCCGUCUUAGGAGAUUCAAAUGAAGACCAGACCCCAGGGACAGAGACUGGACAGCAGUGCACCCAAGAAGAAGCCGACCCAGACAUGAAGACAUUCCUCACCAUUGAGAUCAAAGAUGGACGUGCUGCAUCCUCCCAAAGGGGCAACCUUGUACCCAUCAGCAACAUGACCCCGCGCAUCACAACUAAUGCUCUUGGGCAGAGAACAGAGCUGACCCUUGGCCUUAGAGCUUCACCAUUCAAGAUUUCCUCUUCCUCCAGUUUCCUAUCUGGAUCCUCCAUUAAGAUGGAGACGGAGCCUAUCACCACCUCAGAGCCGAUGUUUUCAUCCGGGCCCUCAGUUCAAGUACACAUCCCCACCGUCCCAAAUGGUUCUACAAUCCAGGCCAGUGCUGAGGACUGUCCUGCAAAACUGACUGGUGACCAGUUGGCUGCCAUUGAGGAUGAAGAGCUCCUUGAUAAAAUGCUUGAUGAGUCGAAAGAUUUUGAGGAGAGGAAAAUGAUCCGUGCAGCCAUGAGGGACCUUCGUAAGAAAAAGAGAGAGGCCAUGUUGGGAUGUACUCAAGAAGAAAUAGACCAGAGAGAAAAAGAACGCGAGACUCGUCUACAAGAGCUCCGGCAGCAAAGAGACGAGCGUUCUAACAAAAGUCGUGCCGGUGUUGGAGCAGGAGAAGUGGUGAUGAGGAAGGUGGAGAAGUCUGCAGAUGGGUCCACCCUUAGCCAAGUCACCAAGACAGACCGUUUUGCCCAGUCUGAUGAUGGGAGCAGAUCAUCUCGCAGCACUGUUGUUGAGGCCAGCUAUGUGCAGAAAACGGACAGAGGAACAGUCCAGUCUAAAUCCUAUAGCUAUACAUCUUCAUCGUCCUCAAAUACAAGCAAAAAAGUAGGCAGUGUGUUUGAUCGCGAGGACGAGUCAUCGUCUCGCAGCGGCGGGUUAGCCGCGGUGGAGCGAAGGCAGGCCGAGAGGCGCAAGGAGCUGAUGAGGGCACAGACUUUGCCCAAGACUUCAGCCAUGCAGGCCCGCAAAGCCAUGAUAGAGAAGCUGGAGAAGGAGGGAGGCGGCCCGGGACAGGGAGUUUCCAAAAUAAACAAAGUGCAACGUUCCACCAGCUUUGGCGUACCUAACGCUAACUCCAUCAAGCAGAUGCUGCUCGACUGGUGCCGUGCCAAGACCCGCUCAUAUGAGCAUGUGGAUAUACAAAACUUUUCAUCCAGCUGGAGUGACGGCAUGGCAUUCUGUGCACUGGUGCACAAUUUCUUUCCCGAGGCCUUCGACUACAGCGCCCUGAGUCCCAGCAACCGCAGGCAAAACUUUGAGGUGGCCUUCAGUAAUGCAGAGACAUUCGCCAAUUGCAUGCCUCUGCUGGAAGUGGAGGACAUGAUGAUCAUGGGAAACAAACCCGACUCCAAGUGUGUCUUCACCUACGUGCAGUCUCUGGUCAACCACCUGCGCAGGCACGAGAUGGCCAUGGGUCGGCCUUCUGACCUUUGACAAGUGUGACGUGAAAAUCAACUUCGGUGUGGCAGGUCACACCUUCGCUAAUGAACAACGCAGGGUGGAUUGUGUGCGUGAGUGGGUUAAAUAUUUCUGUCAGCCAUGUUGCUCUUGCCCUUUUGCCAUGAUAGUUUUGAAGAAGCCAUCUUUUUAAAUGUAACCUUUUUUUUUACCACACCCACCUAUUUUGUUUUUAAAAUUCAGUCAUAUUCAUGCUAUUGACACAGAAAAGAGGCAAUGCUCUAUUUAACUUAUUUAUACGUUUUCUAUUGUCAUUAGUGCAACUAAACAAUAAGAUCAUGCCGAGAGAUUGCCAUUAAAUUUUGGUACUAAACCUAAACCCCCUUGCCCUCCGACACAAUUUCGGUUAUUAUAUUUAGAUUUAAGUUAUUUUCUUUGGGGUGUUCAUUUAAUAUUUUAAUAUAUUCAGUCACACUGGGUUGUUUUUUGUAUUGGCUAUAAAUCUGUAUUCAUAUCGGUAUAAGCUCAGCUGUGCUACUGAAAAUAAGAAUCAGGUUUGGACUUAUGUACUAUGUAUUACAAUGACAAAUGAUCAGUGAUGUUGCCACCACCAUCAUUAUGCACGUUUGUUUUAAAUAGUGGUCUAUUGGGGAAGGGAUUAUAGUGAAUUCCUUGUUUUUGUCGGCCUGAUGAGCUAUAGCUUUGUUCAAACUAACCAAUGUAUAUUUUACCCAAAAAAAAAAAAAGUUUUAAAAAUCAUUAUUAGAUGUAUGUUUUCAUGUCUACAGUUUGCAGUGUUUUAAGUUUUUGGAUAAAACAAAAUGUAUUGACUUGUUCUGUGGCUCUUAAGAAAAUUGGGACAAAUGCAUACACUAUCCUAGAGCUGCAAAGUUCCUCAAGAGCUCAAGACACUAUUUCAUGUUUCUGUGCACCGACCGCACUUCAAUGUGAAUAUAUUAAAGCAGAGAAACAUUUCUUUGUGGUGGAUUAUUGAUUUGUGAUCUAAAUGUCACAUUCUGCAAUUGAACAAAGGCUAGGUUCAUACCACAGGUUUUAAUGCAGAAUUCCAAAUUCUUUUGUCGUGCCCCUUCAGACGGCCUAUGUCCAAUGAGCCCGUUCAAGUAUCGCGUAUGUGCAGUCCGAGAUGCGCUGUGCAAACUGACCCGCAUGCGCAUCACAGCAAAUGCUGGCUCAACGUCAUUGUAAUUUCUAAGGUGAUCAUAUUAUGAUUUCCAAAAAGAGGACACAAAUAACUGACAUAAAUAUCCCCAUUUUGUCUUAUAUUCAAAGUUCAAAUGGAUUGAUAGCAUGCAUGCAUGCACGCACGCACAUAAUAUACAGUGCCCUCCAUAAUUAUUGGCACCCCUGGUUAAGAUGUGUUUUUUAGCUUCUAAUAAUUUUUUUUAUUCAAAUAAUAUGGGACAAUGGGGGAAAAAAAUCCAACCUUCAAUACAAGUGCAUUUUUUCAGUGGGGAAAAAAUCCCACAUAAAUAAUUAUUUGACAUCAAAUCAUCAAUGUGUGUCACAAUUAUUAGCACUAGGGUUGUUCCGAUCGUGUUUUUUUUGCUCCCGAUCGUUUUGAGUAUCUGCCGAUCCCGAUAUUUCCCGAUCCGAUUGCUUUUUUUUUCUUCUCCCGAUUCAAUUCCAAUCAUUUCCGAUAAUUUUUCCCGAUCAUAUACAUUUUGGCAAUGCAUUAAGAAAAAAAUGAAUAAAACCCGGACGAAUAUAUACAGUACAUAAGUACUGUAUUUGUUUAUUAUGACAAUAAAUCCUCAAGAUGGCAUUUACAUUAACAUUCUGUGAGAGGGAUCCACGGAUAUAAAAGACUUUUGACUUUGUAUAUUGUGACUAAAUAUUGCCAUCUAGCGUAUUUGUUGAGCUUUCAGUAAAUGAUACUGUAGCCAUGCCCAAAUGCAUGAUGGGAAGUGGAAACAUGACUGUGCGUAGUGCUACCAAUUAAUAUAUCUUCUCUGCGUUGGGAAAUAACAUAAGGUGUAAAGAAAAAGAUCAAUUGUUAGCUUGCUUCCCCACAAUUCUUCCCAUAUUUCUAAUUAUAGAAGGCUUGUAAGGCUUUAGCCAAUUAAAAAAAGGCUCCAAAGCCUGCCAAAAUUCACUACUCAUUUUACGCUGCCUUUUAUCUCUCUAUAUGGGUAAGACGGUGCCAUAACAGAUUGAGCGCGACAAUGUGUGGGUGGGUCGUGCAGCGCAUGCAUUAAUUGCGUUAAAUAUUUUAACGUGAUACAUUUAAAAACAAAAUUACCGCCGUUAUCAGGAUAAAUUUGAUAACCCCACCAUAAGCCUAAACUAAAGACUCUGGAUGAGUGUAACAUAUUAUGUUUGUAACAAAUAUAAUUAGAAAACAAUUUAAUUAAAAAAUAUAUAUAUUAAAAAAAAGGCAUGGCCAAUAUUUUUUUGCCGAUUCCAAUACUUUGAAAAUGACGUGAUCGGUACAUCUCUAGUGCCAAUAAUUAUGGAGGGACUGUAUGUGGCUCAGAUUACAUUUUAACCACAUAUAAAAGUGACCUAGAUCGGAUUUGAAAUGGUCCACUUUUAUGCGACCUGUCCCGUUCAGACGGUCAAGUUAAUGCCCGAGUCGGAAAAACACCGAAAAAUUGGAUUUGUGCAGACAGUCGGUAUGAACCUAGCCAAAGUGUUUCGGUAAAACCAGAACUAAAAAUUGAGCUUCGUUGGUUUCUCUUUUAGUAAAACCAUAAUACACUUGUAUUUUAAACAGUUUUAUUCUUCUACAGUGGUGACACGUGAAUCUUUUUGUGUUUAGCAGCCAACCCACCUCUGCUUGCAGCAUCAGCCUCAGGCCAAUCAGAUUUUUAGCCUGCGGCUUCAUUAAGUAGGUCGGAAGCAAACACAAGCGGACACAAGUGAGGGGUUUUAAAGAUGUGAAAAAAGUAUGCUGGAGAUCAAUCGCCACCAAAAGAAUCCUCAAAGUCAUUUAUGACUAUUUUUUUUCCUCCUCUGUACCAGGUUCUGCUAGUGUUGUCUAGCAGCAUUCCCAAAUAUUGUAGCAUUGUUACAAGUCAUUGUGCCCAGGCUCUGAGGGUGCAGCGGUCUGUGUGACCACAGUUGCAGUAGCGGGCUUGUCCACUGGCUCACUUUCAAAGGGGCUGUUUUUGGCGGGAGAGAAGCGAAACUCCUCUGGCACUUCGCUGUUGGCUUCUGCCUUCUUGUAGAAACCCAGUUUGGCUAGAAGCUUGUUGAUCUCCAUGCGCGUCAUAUCUGACAAGGGGAUUCUCUAAUGAGACAAAAAUUCAUGUUUAAUGUUUAAAAUAAAUGUUUGAGUUUAUAAGAAGCCAAAAUAUUAGCAUAUUAUAUGACAUUGUCAAUGAAAAACUAACCUGAAAAUGGUAUUUCAAUGUAAUUUACUGAUAUAUAUAUAUAUAUUUUUUUUUCUUUUCUAAAACAUGUCCUGUGUAGGCGUUCAAUGUAUUUGACACGGAGAAUGGACGUCUAAUUGUCCGGUUGGUCUGAACAGUUUUAAUGUUUCACAUUAAGAGUAGUGCUGCAACGAUUAAUCGAUUAACUCGAGUAUUCGAAUUAAAUUUUGUUGCUUCGAGUAUUCGUUUAAUUAAAGUGGCAUUGUAAUGGUUUAUUUUGAGAAGUUUUAUUGAUUAGGGUGGAUACACUGCCCUCUGGUCUGCCCUAUUUCACAUGGCUGAAUCCAACUGCUCCCUGCU
Corythoichthys intestinalis (scribbled pipefish) is the source of this 7041-nucleotide messenger RNA. RefSeq names its product smoothelin b (gene smtnb). Gene Ontology annotation, cellular component: filamentous actin; microtubule organizing center. Gene Ontology annotation, biological process: actin cytoskeleton organization. The transcript is spliced from 20 exons. Gene Ontology annotation, molecular function: protein binding. Lineage: Eukaryota; Metazoa; Chordata; Actinopteri; Syngnathiformes; Syngnathidae. The coding region runs from base 245 to 3385 and encodes 1046 amino acids. The record is from RefSeq and is a predicted model, not a curated record.